AGCCAUGCUCGAGAAAUCUGGGUCAGUGAAUCGAAGCCCAUGUGUCGCAUCGUGUGCUGAGCAAAUCUUAAAUCCGAAACUUAUAAUUGAGAGACGCGUCUGCGCUACGGAGCCUGCGGUUUGAAGGAAUGGAUGUCCAAGACCUGACCAUACGAAAUUGGAGUUUGAAUUUUAACGAUGUCAUAAAAUCUAACCAUCCUGUUUUCCAGGCCGAGGGAAAGUCCGAUCCACAACCCAGUUUGUGGGCCGACCCAAAAAGAGUGACAAGUUGCAUUUCUCGGUCUUUCGCCAGGGAUGCUAGGACGAGACUAGAUUUUUUAAAGUUUGGAUCUAAUUCUCAAGUCUCCUCUGGUGCCAAGGAUGGGAUGAUGCUUAAUGAUGAAAAAGAAAAAGACCCAGGAACGGAUACUGUUUUGGACUUAGUGGAGCUUCUUGAACUUAAGGACGAUAAAGAAGACGACGAAAGCUGGCUGUACAAGUCUCCAAAAAGACAAAUGUCAGCGGACAAUGAGUCUCCUCUGAAAUGGUGUCGACACGUCCUGGAUAAUCCCAGUCCUGAGACGGAGGCAGCAUCGCGUUUCCUUUUGGAUAAACUAAAUCAGAAAACGAGCAGGUCCUACAGAAGCAUGUUUUACAGACAACCUCCAGUGCAAGAUCGGACUGACAGUGCAUUUGUGGAACUUCAAAAUGACACCUCGAACAGUUCCGAUAAUUGUGAUCUGGGUGUGCCCGUUGAGUCUGUAACGACCAGCUACAAAUUGCAGGACAUCACAGAUGUUCACCUUAUGGCCCGCAUACAAGAAGACAGCUUGCGACAUGACUACAUCUCCAUGCCCGCCUCCGUUUCGGACAGAAGAAGUCCUGAGCCACAAGUUAGACUUCGUCAGCAAGUCACUCAGUUCAAGUUGCUAAAAAGAGCUCAGAAUCGAGCUCGGACAGAAUCACCCUUGCGGACCAGCCUUCGCUCCCUGCAAGCUCUGAGAAACAGUCGCAGUUUGGACACUGAUGACUGCCUGCCUGCCCAUCAAACAUCAAACACAGAUUUUCCAUCAGCAUCCACAAACUCCAGCGACUGGUCACACCUGGUGAGAAGCUCAUCAGUCCAGAAGAUGGCCACGAGGGAAGUGCAGAGGUCUCAGUCUCUCAGCCCCCGGAGGGUCCCUCACUGUGCUCAGAGAUAUCUGUCCAUUAAUGCGUGUGUUUACGCCUCACCUGAGAGAUCAACCGCUGCAGCUUGGGGCGGCAAUUUGCUAUCCAGGCCAAGGUGA
Hippocampus zosterae (dwarf seahorse) is the source of this 1268-nucleotide messenger RNA. RefSeq names its product SLAIN motif-containing protein-like. The record is from RefSeq and is a predicted model, not a curated record. Gene Ontology annotation, biological process: microtubule nucleation; cytoplasmic microtubule organization; positive regulation of microtubule polymerization. Gene Ontology annotation, cellular component: microtubule plus-end. The transcript has 8 exons. Lineage: Eukaryota; Metazoa; Chordata; Actinopteri; Syngnathiformes; Syngnathidae. The coding region runs from base 129 to 1268 and encodes 379 amino acids.